AUGCGUCUCCACGAACGCUAUGGCAAUUUCGUCCGCAUUGCGCCCAAGCAUAUCUCUGUAAAUGUUUCUGGAGCAAUAGGCGAGAUUUAUGGCCAUAAGGCUGGCUUCCUGAAGGCCGACUUCUACGAUGCGUUUGUCCAAGUCAAGCCAGGCGUCUUCAAUACCCGACAAGCGGACGUGCAUCAACGGAAGAGGAAGUACAUGAAUCCUGCAUUCUCAGCGAGGGCCCUUCGAGACUUUGAGCCCUAUAUGGAUCAGGAACUGAGGGCAUGGAAGUCACAAUUUCUCAACAUGACGCGGAGGGCCAAUGCCAUGGUCGACUUUUCGAUAUGGACAAAUUACCUCGCCUUUGACGUUAUUGGGAGUUUCUCAUUCGGACAGUCGUUUGGGUUUAGUCAGAAGGGAUACGAUGCCUAUGGUCUCAUCCAAACCAUUGAUGAACGUGGAGAGGUCCUCAAUGCCUUGGGAUCCACACCGAGCUGGGUACGCCCGUUGAUGAAGUACCAUCCUUUUGAUUCUUUCUGGAAGAGAGGCGUCAAUGCCAAAGCUAAUCUCGAGAAUUUUGGUCGACGCGCAUAUCUGGAGAGGAAGCACAGCAAGUUCUGUGACCGUCAAGAUUUGCUGUCUUAUCUACUGGCGGCCAAAGAUCCCGAUACAGGAAAUCCUCUGCCCGAGGAAGAAAUAAUUGCAGAAUCGAUCAGUUUCAUUGUUGGCGGCAGUGAUACUACCAGCAGCACGAUGACCAACUUCAUCGACUACGUGUCGAGAGAUAAGAUGCUUCUGGGGCGUAUCCACGCAGAACUCGAUGCGGCAUACCCAGGGCCAUUAGGGCCGGACUGGGUGGCCGACAAUGACACGGCAGGAACCCUUUCUUUGCUCAAUGCGACUUUGAGGGAGGUCAUGCGUCUCCGGCCGACAAGUGCAACUGGAUUAGAGCGGGUGACUCCAAAGGGAGGCAGGACCAUCGGGGGAAGCUUCAUUCCGGAAGGCACUAUUGUCAGCGUUCCUACCCAAGGUUUGAUGCAGGACCCGAAUAUAUUUCCUGACCCGCUCAGUUUACGUCCAGAAAGAUGGCUAGAAGGAAACACUGAGGCUCUUCUCAAUUCCUUCCUCCCAUUCUCCACUGGCCCGAGAGCGUGUAUUGGGCGAAACUUCGCCUGGAUGGAGGCUGUUAAAGGCCUGGCUACCCUCUUACGUCUCUUCGACCUGCAUCGGACAACCGAAACAGAGACCAAGGUUCGUGAAGGGUUUUUCAAAAAAGCCACCGAAUGCAGUGUGGAAUUGUGCCGACGUUAG
Messenger RNA from Aspergillus terreus NIH2624, 1296 nucleotides. Its product is annotated as cytochrome P450. Bases 1 to 1296 code for a protein of 431 amino acids. Gene Ontology annotation, molecular function: iron ion binding; heme binding; monooxygenase activity. The record is from RefSeq and is a predicted model, not a curated record. NCBI's taxonomy places the organism in Eukaryota, Fungi, Ascomycota, Eurotiomycetes, Eurotiales, Aspergillaceae. The transcript is spliced from 4 exons.